AUGCCGCCUCGGAAGAAGCCGUUCAGUGGGAAGGCCAAGAAACAGCAACUUCGUGACGCUCGAAGCAGGAAACGCGACGCCGUUGACUCGGAUGAUGACGAGGCGGUCAAUGCCCCAGACGCAGCUGGUCCGCCGCAAGCGGUUCCGGGUGGACGCAGCAACCUCCGAACGAUCUUCCAGAAGGAACCCAAGUCUGCUGUUGAUGCGCGGAAGAAAGACGCGACGCGGGAGCUCGUGUACGCAAAAGAUCGGGGCAGUUCUCAGACCAUCUACGCGUACGGGAUCCAGGAUCCAGCUAAUCAGCCACGCAUUUUGACCAAGCCCGAGUGGUCGCGGGACAUGACUCCUGAAGAGCUGGACGACGUGGACAGUCGAGCUUUUACAGAGUGGGUCGAGUACCUGGAGCAAGAGACAGCGCGUCGUAGCGACGGCACGCAGCUCAACUUGUACGAGAGGAACUUGGAGGUCUGGCGCCAGCUGUGGCGAGUGGUCGAGCGCUCGUCGGUUCUCGUUCAUCUCGCAGACGCUCGCUGUCCGUUGCUGCACAUCAGUGACCAACUAAUGACGCACAUUCGCACGAAGUUUCCACGGAAGCGCGUGGUGCUGGUGCUCACAAAGACUGACUUGGUUGCGGCAGAGCGUGUCGAGAAGUGGUCACGGUAUUUGCAAGCACGGUAUGGACAAGACCUCCCCGUGUUAGCGUAUUGCCGCGACACAAUGGACGAGAGCAACGCUGCCCUCAUGCGAGCUAUUGGUCAAGUGAGUGCUGGCAUUGAGCAGCAAGCCUGUACUGAAGACUCCACUGGAGAAAGAGACGAACACACGACGCUCACGGUUGGUUUCAUCGGGGAGCCCAACGUCGGCAAGAGCUCGCUGCUCAACAGCCUCUUUGAACGAAAGCUCGUAAGCGUGUCGGCUACCCCUGGGCAUACCAAGCAUCUGCAGACGCACUACUUUGACCGCGUGGAGAUGCUCGGGUGCAGCCACAGCGCCUUUUCCCGCAUCCUCAUGUUUGAUUGCCCUGGCGUGGUCUUUCCCCGCUUCAACGUGCCUGUUCUCCUGCAGAUUCUGUUUGGCAGCUUCCCCAUCGCCCAGACACGUGAGCCUUUCAGUGCUGUGCGCUUCAUUGCCGAGAACUGCGCGCCGCACCUGCAUGAGGUGUACAAACUGAAACCCGUGGAGAAAGAUGACGACAAUGAGCAGUGGAGUCCGUACACUUUGUGUGCGUCGUACGCGCAGCUUCGCGGCUUCCGCAUGAAAGGCGGUAAACUGGACGUGCACCGCGCUGCCAACUUGUUGCUGCGGGACACACUCAAUGGCAAGAAAGUGGUUCUCUCGUUCCCGCCGCCAGCAGAUGCCACAGCUGCCACGCCCGUUCCUGAUGUUUCGUAG
Molecule: messenger RNA, 1392 nt
Organism: Hyaloperonospora brassicae
Lineage: Eukaryota; Oomycota; Peronosporomycetes; Peronosporales; Peronosporaceae
Source: the annotation of a GenBank genome assembly